Impatiens glandulifera is the source of this 3592-nucleotide messenger RNA. RefSeq names its product probable inactive receptor kinase At5g10020. Gene Ontology annotation, biological process: protein phosphorylation. NCBI's taxonomy places the organism in Eukaryota, Viridiplantae, Streptophyta, Magnoliopsida, Ericales, Balsaminaceae. The transcript is spliced from 3 exons. The record is from RefSeq and is a predicted model, not a curated record. Gene Ontology annotation, molecular function: protein binding; protein kinase activity; ATP binding. The coding region runs from base 269 to 3352 and encodes 1027 amino acids.
UUCAAUCAAUUUGGUGUUACCAUAUUAAAACCCUAAAAAUUCCUUCUCUUCUUCCACUUUCUCUAGUUGAAUAUUCUUCCCACCAUUGCUGAGCUUGCACAUUCUCUGUUUUGACUGUGCGUUGUUAUUGUUGCGUCUUCUGGUCUGUUUUAGAUAGAUGCUUCCUUCUGUCGGCCUACCAUAAAGUAAUGGCGAGUUCAUCUUCUCAUUUUCAUCAAAUGAUGUGGGAUGCUUAGUCUUCUUCUUCGCCCUCACAUUGUCUGCCAAAAUGAGUUUCACUCUAGUAACUGCACCUCAUUUACUUUCACUUCUCUUUUGCGUUGGCGGCCUACUCCUCGUCGCUGCUUCAGAAGAUGAGAUGCGAUCUCUUUUCGAGUUCAAGAAAGGUAUACAACAAGAUCCGCUCAGUAAGGUGUGGAAUUCCUGGACUCCAUCUUCUACAGAUCCCAACUCCUGUCCUGACUCCUUCUACGGUGUUUCCUGCGACGAUAACGGAAAUGUCACCGCCAUUGAGCUCGAUAGGCUUGGUUUAGUUGGUGAUUUGAAGUUCGCCACCCUUAUCAAUCUAAAAAAGCUCACAACUCUCAGCCUCUCUGGAAAUUCUCUCUCUGGACGUCUGGUACCUGCAUUAGGUUUGAUUACUUCUUUGCAGCAUUUGGAUCUGUCAGACAAUCAGUUUUACGGUCCUAUCCCAGAUCGGAUCAAUGGUCUAUUGGGGUUGAUUUAUCUCAAUUUGUCGUCAAACAACUUUACUGGUGGAUUUCCCAAUCAAAUCCACGAUCUACAGCAACUGAAGGUCUUAGAUUUACACUCAAAUGAGUUAUGGGGAGACAUCCAGGGAUUAUUCUCUCAACUUGGGAAUGUCGAGCAUGUUGACUUGAGCCAUAACAAGUUCUAUGGGUCUCUUUCGAUGAACUGGGGCAACAUUUCAAACUUGCCAAAUACUCUGCGCCAUUUGAAUUUGAGUCAUAAUGGAUUGGCUGGUGAGUUUUUCGGCAGCAGCAGCAGCGAAUCCGUUCCAAUGUUCUGGAACUUGGAAGUGUUAGACUUGAGUUAUAACCAGUUGACUGGGUUUCUACAAGCAUUUAGGUCACUACCAAGGCUUCGCAUUUUAAGACUAGGGGGCAAUCAACUAUUUGGUUCAAUCGCGGAAGAGUUGCUUGAAAAUUUUAUUCCAUUGGAAGAACUAGACCUCAGUAGCAAUGGGUUUUCAGGUUCUAUAAGUCUCAUUAAUUCAACGACAUUGAGGGCCUUGAAUCUUUCAUCAAAUUCACUAUCUGGCUCUUUGCCUUCUUCUGUGGGUGGAGCUGUUGUUGUUCUGGAUCUCAGCUAUAACAUGUUCACAGAUGAUAUCUCCGUCAUGAAAACAUGGGAAUCCUCUUUGGAUAUUCUUGACUUGAGUUCAAAUAAGUUGUCUGGAGCCAUUCCAAGUGUGUCAUCCUCAUUCCAAACCUUUACCACCCUCAUUCUUAGAAAUAACUCUUUAGUAGGUAACAUUCCACAUGUACUAUGGUCCUCACCAAGGCUGUCUACACUAGAUCUGAGCUUGAAUAAACUCGGUGGACCUAUUCCUCCCGGUUUAUUGACUUCUGCAACCAUGACAAAUCUGAACCUCUCUGGGAAUCAUUUUACAGGAACUAUUCCCUUUCAAGGCUCACAUGCUAGCGGCUUAUUAUCUCUACCUUCAUAUCCACCAUUAGAGUCCCUUGAUCUUUCUGAUAACUCCUUAACGGGUAUCUUACCUUCAGAUGUUGGAGACUUGGGCCGGCUUAACUUGCUUAAUCUUGCAAUGAACAGUUUAUCAGGACAAAUACCUGGUGAAUUGAGUAAGCUUGUUGAGUUAGAUUACCUCGAUUUGUCUGCAAACAGUUUCAGUGGUGCAAUCCCUAGUAACCUUCCGUCAAGUUUGAAGUUCUUAAAUUUGUCUUACAAUGCUCUUUCUGGAUCUAUUCCUAAAAGUUUAAGGAAUUUCUCUGUUAGUUCAUUUCGUCCAGGAAAUGAUCAGUUGAUCGGGUUGGAUUACAAACCAAACCAGAACAAUAUCCCUGGAAAAACUCAUAAUUCGAGCAACAAAAGAAUAGCUAUAAUUGUUGCCUCGAUUGGUGGCACUUUGCUGAUUGCCUUUGCUCUACUUGCUUAUUAUCGAGCUCAAGUGAAGGAUUUCCAUGUAAGAGGUGGAUUUGGUGGCCAAGCUGCUAAUAGCAACACUAUAUUAGGAGGUUUCUCGAACGAUAAUUUACUAACUUCUAAAUCAAGAUCAUUACCGUCAGGUCCUUCGCCUGAGGGAGGAGUAGCUACUACUUCAUCCGCAGCUGCGAUCCCCAGUAUCAUAGAAAGUCGGUCUGUUGUUCCAGGAAGAAAGUCCUCUUCAGGUUCUUCCCCAGUAUCUUCAUCACCACGUUUUAUUGAACAAUCUGUGAGGCUAGAUGUUGAUUCACCAGAUCGGUUGGUUGGGGAACUCUUCUUUUUGGACACUUGGUUGGCAUUCACUGCCGAGGAGUUAUCACGUGCUCCAGCAGAAGUUUUGGGUAGGAGCAGUCACGGCACUUUAUACAAAGCCACUCUAGAUAGUGGGCAUAUGCUGAGUGUGAAGUGGUUGAGGGUUGGAUUGGUGAAACAGAAGAAAGAAUUUGCCAAGGAAGUUAAAAAGCUUGGUUCAAUGAGACAUCCAAAUAUAGUUCCACUAAGGGCGUAUUAUUGGGGUCCAAGAGAACAAGAAAGGCUUAUUCUAGCUGAUUACAUCCACGGAGAUAACUUGGCACUACAUCUUUAUGAGACUACACCUAGAAGAUACUCGGCUUUGUCUUUGAUUCAGAGAUUGAAAGUAGCUGUUGAUGUUGCUACAUGCCUAAGCUAUCUUCAUGUCAGAGGGCUUCCUCAUGGAAAUUUGAAGCCAACAAACAUAAUAAUAAUAAUGGAAUCUGGUUCAAAUAAUUUAGAUGCUAGGCUUACGGAUUACGGGCUUCACAAGCUAAUGACACCGGCAGGCAUCUCGGAACAGAUAUUAAACCUAGGAGCGCUAGGUUAUCGUGCUCCCGAGCUAGUUAGUGCUGCGACAUUGAAGGGAGAUGUUUAUUCAUUUGGAGUUAUUUUAAUGGAGUUGUUGACGAGAAGGAGCGCCGGGGACAUCAUCUCCGGUCAGUCUGGUGCUGUUGAUCUGACGGAUUGGGUUCGUCUUUGUGAUCAAGAAGGGCGUGGAAUUGAUUGCAUUGAUAGGGAUAUUGCUGGCGGCGGUGGUGGUGGAGUGGUGGAUGAAAUGCUGGCGAUAUCGCUGCGAUGUAUUCUUCCUGUAAAUCAAAGACCUAAUAUGAAACAAGUCUGUGAGGGUCUCUCUUCGAUUGUUACUGUUUGAUGAUGAUCUGAUGAUAUCUGCUGCUGCUGCUGUUGGUGUAAAUGUUGAUACUUGUUCUAUUGGUGGUGUUCCAAUUAGCCUUCAUUUUUUUAAUCUUAUCUGGGCUAAUCCUCUCAUUCUUUUUUUGUCUUUUUGUAAAGUGACAGACAGAAUCAACCCAUUUGGUUGAUCGAUCGAUUGAUAUUGGCUAUUUAUUAUUUGUGUACCAAGUAGAAAAACUUGCAAAAGUUAGUUUUCAUU